CGAGCUUGGGGUUGACGCGUGCGCGGUGGAGGUUAGCGGCAGGAGCGCGCUUGGACGCGGGGUGUGCACUGAGGAUAGAGCAGCAGAUGAAGUGUUGGAAGCACAAAGGAUUGCGUUAUGGCCAUCUUUGACACGCCAAAGGAGGCUUUUAAUGUUCUGCGUCCAAUUUGUGUUAAGAUAACGAAGGAGCAGACUAUUAGUAACAUACAGUGCCUUCAGUCAGAACUGCAGAAUGUUGGAGAUGCGGCAUUACAAGAUCUGCAGGAAUAUGUACUGUUUCCACUCAGAUUUUCACUGAAGACACCUGGUCCAAAGCAAGACAGGCUUCUCCAAAGCAUCGUGGAGUGCAUAAAUUUUAUUAUUUCUCGAACAUGUGUACGGAGUCAGCAACUUCUCCAUGAACUCUUCUCUGAGCUUUCCCUUUCCCUGUCCUCUCCGGGCAACCAUGGAAAGCUAGCCAAGACUUCUGAAGAGCUUAAAAUGUCUGCCAUCCAAGGACUUGAUGCCCUACUGCAUUCAGCAUAUGGUGACAUUGUUCUAAGUUUAUAUGAGCCAAAUAUGCUUCCUGUCCUUGGUUAUGUUAUUUCUGUGCUCUUAAGCAUUGCUGAACAUGAGAAAUCAAGACAGCUCCAAAUUCAUGCUCUGAAAUGUUUGUUGACCUUGAGUUUGCAAUGUAAGUGCUCAGAUACGCACUGUUCUUUUGACAACAGUGACCUGAUUCGUGUUGGAGACACAUUUGCCUCGUUUUUGCCUGGGGUCACUUUAGGAAUGACACGCAUAAUUUCUGGAGACGUCAAGCAGGGUUACUUAGUAACGACUCAUGCCAUCAGGGUUUGGUACAAGGUGGUGUGUAUUGUCAUGGCCAACGAACAACUGUCCAAUGUCGAGCUUGGCAAAAAAUUGGCUUGUACAAAGGAAAGUAAGCAUGCUGAACUUGUAAUCUGCAGAAAGCCUGAAUGGGUAAAAAGCACAGCAAGCAAACUGGAUGUGUUGCUGCAGAAGCUAUGUAGUUGUGCUGCUGGUCAUCCACAUUGGAAAGUACGACUGGAAUUGGUUGAACUGCUUCACCAUUUGCUGUCACAGUGUAACAAAUCACUCAAGGAAUCCAUCAGCCAUCUUCUGGAAGUUCUCAUAAGGCUUGUAGGAGACGAAAGACUAGAGGUGCAGACAAGAUGUACUGAAGUUUUGAAGCAUGUCUCUGUGCAGUGUGUGGUGUGUGACAACAGAGAUUUCAUGGAUGUACUCUCAGAGAACCUGCAUGCAUUUGCAACAGCCCUUCCAAGACUCAUGAGAACUCAUGAUGACCAGAAUAAAGUGGCGUCAUUAAAUUUGUUGCUUGGUUACUUAAGAUUGUUAGGUAGUAAAGUCAACAUCGUUCUAAAUUCAACUGUUCAUCUUAGGCGUCUUUCAAAAGCACUGAUGCAAAUCCUAGAGUUGGAUGUUACAGAUGUGAAGAUUGUGGAAGAAAGACAAUCGACUUCUGAAGCUGCAAAUCUGCAGGAGUCAACACGCUGCUCAUCCAGCAUGGGUUAUUUACAAGCAAUUGACAAGCCUGCUACACAGAGAAAAUACUUCAAAUAUUUUAAUGAAGGACAUAUAUUUACAUUGCUUCUACAGGUUUGCAGGCUUUUAGGUUAUUAUGGUAACCUCUAUCUACUGGUGGAUCACUUUAUGGAACUGUACCACGAGUCUGUAAUGUACAGGAAACAGGCUGCACUGGUGAUUAAUGAACUAUUGCUGGGAGGUGCUGGAUUAGAUGUGAGUGUUCUGCAUGAAAGAGGAACUCCAGUUAGCACCGAUGAUUUGAAGGCAACCAUCAUAUCUGUUGUUGAAGAAUAUACAAGCAUGGACAACUGGCACUUGGUAACAAGUCUGGAGUCAGAAUAUCAAGUUGGCCUCCAUAAAAAUCAUGCAAAACGUCAGGUUUUCGCUGAAGGAAUCCAAAGCAGUUUCCAAUACUCAACUUUAACAGUUCACUCUAUGAACAGCAAUAUCUGGCAAAUCUGCAUCCAGCUCGAAGGGAUUGGGUAUUUUGCUCGUGUGUUAAAGAAGGAAUUCCGUUUGCUUUUGAUGACUACUCUUUACCCGGUGUUAGAAAAAUUUGGAGCUGAAACCGUGCUUGUUAGUCAAAUGGCAAGAAGUACAUUGGUAGACAUAUGCCAAUCAUGUGGCUAUAAUUCAUUUCAGGAAUUGAUAAAUCAAAAUUCGGACUAUUUAGUGAACACCAUUUCACUGAAUUUGAGAAGAUUAGCUCAGCACCCUCACACAACCUGUGUUAUCAACGUUAUGUUUAGCUAUUCAGAUGCCAGCUUUCUGCCUCUAGUUGAUGACGUGGUUCAGGAUGUGCUCCUCUCUCUUGAUCAUUACCAUAGUGAAAAUGCUCAGCUAAUUUUUACUGUCCUCCACUCCCUGUUAACAGCCAUUGCUUGCUGGUUUCCACUCACGGAUUCCGAUCAGAAAGUGGGGCAAUUUCAUGAAGCCUGCAGGUCUGGUACCACGGCAGAAGAGAUCCAGUGCUUUUUCCAGGAAUAUCAGAACCUAAAACGUCUAGCAGAAGGAGAUAUUGAAGGCAUCGAUCUGGACCAAACAGAAUGUGAAAUUCCCAGUCAAGCUGAACCUAAUGUGAACUAUGACCACCCUGAUGUGAAGAAAGAACUGCCGGCUCAUAUCCAAAUUACCAAGGAUGUGAUGGAAAGAUGUAUUCACCUCUUAUCAGACAAAAGCAUUAAAUUGCGACUGAAGAUCUUGGAUGUUUUGGAGCUGUGUGUAAUUGUUCUCCAGAAUAAUCUGAAUGAACUACUUCCAAUGGUUCACCGUGCGUGGAGUCCCCUUGUACAGAGAUUGACCAAUGAUGAAGCCCUUGUUGUCCUCAAGGCAUUCAAGGUGCUGUGCACACUGGCUGAUAUAUGUGGUGAUUUCCUGAGGAGCCGAGUUUCUAAAGAUGUUUUGCCAAAGGUGACCAAAACUUUAGUAAGUCAAGCCCUGGUUAGUGUCAAGGCUGGGCCCAUCUAUAGCCACACACUCGCCUAUAAACUUCAGCUAGCUGUGCUUCAAGGACUUGGAAAAUUAUGUGAGAAACUGGAACUUAGUGAAGUUGACUUGGAUAUGGUGGCUAGCAGUUGUUUAUCAUAUCUGAGCAGCAGGCAGCCAAUAAAACUUCAGGAAGCAGCCUGCAGUGUGUUUUCCCAUCUGUCUGAAGUUGACCCUGAUGCCAUUUGGCUGAUUCUGAAUGAACUUUAUUGUCCAGAUGCUUACAAUCCACCACACACCAGCCUUCCACCAAUUCGGCUCACUGGAAUGGGAAAACCAAGGAACGAAUUCACUGAUAAUGUGAUUCGGCUUUUGAAGAGCUUAUGACACAAGUUGUGGUACCUGUAAACAUGUUGGGUAUCUCAACAUAAAAAUCCUCUCAUUUGGUGCUUUGCAUGAACAUUCAUUUUGGUGUAAGAAAUGCAUUGAGUGCAGGAACUUAGUUACUGCAGUACAUAAUUUUAUCUGAUGGACUUAACACCAGCUUCCUCGGCUUAUUUUAUGUCAUCACCAAAGAUGUAAGUACACAGACUUCAUGAUCUGUGACUCAUAGAAGGAUUUCACACAUUAAACAACUGUCAUAGUGAUCUUGUUUACUGCAGAGGCUGGACCUGUGGUAGGCUAGAACACGCUUGCUGUCUUCUGCUUGUCUCCACAAAUAAAUCAUGCACUUUAGAGAACCCCAAGGCAGUCACAAAGAACUUAGUUGAUUGGUGAGUAGUUGGGUUGAGAUUUACAGCUGUAUUAACCCUGUCAAACUCCUUGAAUAUGCACUCAAAGUCUUGAGCGUACUUCAGAUUUGAAUAGAGUUGAGUCUCAAAGCUAUUUCACCAAUUUUAGGAUUCUUACCAAAGAGCUGUGGAUAAUAAUGUGUUUAUUGCUGAAACUGAUCUGUAUUGCUGACCUUGGAGAAACCACAGAAGCAUAGAUGUGCUUUUUUCACAUUUAGGCUGGUGACUUGAUAUUGAUCGAUUCUUGACUAGUUCCCAAGAGGUCCACCUUAGAGAGUCUGAAGGGAAGUACAUUACUGAUAGGUAGCUGAAAUUUGAGCUAUUGAGAAUUAAGUACAAACUGCCAUGAGUUAUUGCAGCAACUUUCUGUCUUACUUGUUGCAAGUCUAAGCAACGAAGGUUGCUCCACUAAUAAGUCUGAAUGUCAUAUCUUUAGGAUUUUGUAUGUCCUACUAGUUAUCUACAGAAUUGCUUGAACCAGGAACAUAAUAGAUUCCUCGUGUGUAUCAUGUAUACUUGGCCUUUUUUCAGAAUGUAUAAAUUGUUAACUGCACUGUGGUACAGGUAGCAAGAAAGAAUAGGAGUUAAAGACAUUCUUGAUUGCUCAAUCCGACUCUGUUCCUUCAAAACGUGAUGGGUGGAGAUAGCUGUUUUUCUUUCAAGACCAGAAAACAUAGCAGAAUUAGGCCAAUCUACCUAUGGUGUCUGCUCCACCAUUCCAUCAUAGUGGGUGCCAGGGCAGUGGAGCGGUUAGCGUGAUGCUAUUACAGCUUGAGGCACAGACCAAACAUCAGAAUGAGAAAGAAAUGGGAUCUCUGUGAGCUUGACUGUGGAAUGAUUGUUGAUGCCUGACAGGCUGGUAUGAGUAUUUCAGAAACUGCCGAUCUCCUGGGAUUUUCAUGCACAGCAGUCUCUAGAAUUUACAAAGAAAGGUGCUAAAACCAAAAUUAACAUCCAUGAGCUACAGUUCUGUGAAAAUGUGCCUUGUUAAUGAGAGACGUCAGAGGAGAAAGGCCAGGCUGGUUCAAGCUGACAGGAAGGCGACAGUAAUUCACAUAAUCCCACAUUACAGCAGUGGUGUCAGAGGAGCAUAUCCGAACAUGCAUGUCAAACCUUGGGAUACAGCACCAGAAGACCACCAACAUACCUAAUCAAGUGGAGGUACCUAAUCAAGUGGCCUCUCCUACUACCACUAUCCCUGGCAAUGUGUUCCACGUACCUGCCACUCUGUUUAAAAAAAAAAAUCUGACAUCCCCUAUACUUUCCUCCAAUACUCUUAAAUUUACUUAAGUUCCACUACUUAAAUUUGUAUGUAUUGGAGCAAGAUUAUUUUUAAAAAUUUGAGCCUUUAACUGAGGCUCUUUGAACUCAUGUACAGGGCUUUAACAGUACAAGCAGCGGAAAAUCCAUGAAGGUGGUAUGGGUGAAGGACUGUAGGGUCUGUUGCCUGACCCCUCACUGCAAUUCACCUGACCUUGCAUCAUGGAACAGAACUACAGCAGCUUAAUCCAGAGGAUGCUUGGACGAUGUGGCACUGUGAAAAGUAUGUCAAUGUACAUAGAGCAGGUUGGAUCAAGCGUUAUCUAUCGCAAUAAUUUUUUGACCUUAAUUAGACCAUUUCAAUUAUUUUUCCCAUAAAAGCAUCUCAAUCAUGUUCCAUCAAGACCUCUCAGCUCUAAUAUAUCUUGGUGCUGAACAAAAAUCUCAUCAUUGGUUAGGGGCUUCUGACAGGCCAGCAAGCCUCUCAGAGGAAAUGUAUGGUCUGUGUUCAAAAUGACUGAUCCUUGUGAUGUUGCAUCCUCUCAACCCUUGCAUUCGCUUUCAAAACAAAAUAAAUCUCUGUAGGUUCAUCCCCUAGCAUGGUGGCAAGUGAAAUAUAACGGAGUGGGUUUAUAGGCAGAUUGCCAUGCACUGAUACGGUUACAGCAUGCUUAAUACAAUGGUCUAGGAGCAAGUUUUCAGCUGUCAAAUACAAGCCCUAUCCCAAGGCUCUUCUGCAGUGUCAAAAGUAAAAAGAAAAAAUGAUUAUGUCUGUUCCAGCUGGUACUUGAGUUUCAAAUCCCACUGUAGCAGUAAGGAAAUUUGAAAUAAUCUUGAAAACACCAACGGAGAUUAAUGCACUGGAUUUUAAGUUAAGAGAAAAAGAACUAGCAGCAUGAAAGUAAACUUGUGAUGGUACCCAGUCAAACUCCUCCCUGGUGAUGAAGGCCGACUUGAGGGCACUUCUGUGUACAAACAAGCAUUUGGUGGACUGGUAGGUUGGAUGGCAGUGGAUUUACGGAGCUGCAGAUACCCGCUAGAUAGAAAUGCAGCAUGCUGCCCCUUCGCCCUUUCCCUCAUCUCCUGCAUCACAACAGUGGGGCUUGACUGAGCCAAGCAGAGCUGGGAGUAAUCAGAAGACUCACACUGAGUCAGUGAAGCUGGCUGGCAGCUGCUCAUUUUCCUGCUACAGCAAUCUUGUUCAUUUCCAAUUCAUGAGCAUUCUGGGUGAUUAACAGAUCUUGGGAACAGAACCCUCUAACAUGGGGACCUACUGCAUGUAACCUUAGACCUUUCUAUGUAGUUGUUUCUUAAAUGCCUUUUAUGCAGGAGCAAUCAGGGUUGGACAAUAAACUCUGUCUUUACUAGCAAAGUGCACAUCUCGUAGUUUUUAAAACUAGUUUUAGAACUAUGACCAUUUAAUACUUAAUUCGCCAUCCCACUAAAGCCUCCUAAGUGACAGUUUGCUUCCUUAUGAGUACUAGCUUACAUUUUUUAAUCUCUUAAGUUAUUUAUUUUACUUACUGCAUUUGUAGGUACUGUAUGUUUAACAGCUCAGUACAGAGUUUACACUGGAUUCAUCUGCUGAGGAGAUACUCAAGCUGGGGUUUUAUUUUGUAGGGGUUACCUUUUUGAUGUAACCCCUACAAAAUAAAAUGCCAUCUCCUGCCUAUAAGAAGUCAUAAGUUGUAAUUUGUUUAAUUUCAAAACUGUUGCAUGGAACAUUACAUCACAGUACAGGCCCUUCAGCCCACAAUCUUCUGACCUUUCAAACUACUCCAAGAUUAAUCUAACCUUUCCUUCAUAGCCAUCCAUUUUUAAAAAACUUUUUCUUGCAUCAGAUUCUGAAGAGGGUUUGUGAAUCAUAUUUUGACUGCAUAAAAAUAAAUGCAUAUUAACAAACAGAUGAUUAUUAAAAUUGUAUAAAUAUUUCUUCCCCAAUUCUGGUUGUAUAUUGAAAUGAUGUUUUAUAAUUAAAAAAAGUAAA
Messenger RNA from Mobula hypostoma (lesser devil ray), 7008 nucleotides. RefSeq names its product TELO2 interacting protein 1 (gene tti1). The record is from RefSeq and is a predicted model, not a curated record. The coding region runs from base 118 to 3357 and encodes 1079 amino acids. Gene Ontology annotation, biological process: chromatin remodeling. The transcript is spliced from 8 exons. NCBI's taxonomy places the organism in Eukaryota, Metazoa, Chordata, Chondrichthyes, Myliobatiformes, Myliobatidae. Gene Ontology annotation, cellular component: cytoplasm.